CGUACCUGAAUACGAGACCAAGACAUGCUGCUCGGUAUAAUAAUGCCCCUAGUGGAAUAUCUUCAUAUAUAAACCAUUGCUGUAACUACGUAUUUUUACUUACAUGAAUGGCGCUCUCAGUCAACAACCACAAUGCAUCUCGCCCGGAUACUCACUCUCCUCACUGCACUGCCCUUUGCAGCUGCAGCCAUCCCCCCAAGACAAACAUGCAUCGUCCCAGCCUCCGGGACAAACAAAACCGACGACGCCCCGGCCAUCAUCUCCGCAUUCAAGCGAUGCGGUCGCGGCGGGAAAGUCGUCUUCCAGCCAACAACGUACUACGUCAACUCGGCGAUGAACAUCUCCUGGCUCCGUGACGUCGACGUCGAUAUCCAAGGGAAACUGCUGUGGAGUACUGACAUCCCCUACUGGCUAAACCACUCCCUGCCCGUUGGAUACCAGAACCAGUCGACAGCAUGGAUCCUAGGCGGGGAUAACGUCCGCGUAAACGGGCACGGCAUUGGCACUUUCGAUGGGAACGGCGACUACUGGUACGAGUGGAUACAGGAGCAGGAGAACACGUCGAAUUAUCCUGGACGGCCUGUCGCGUUGACCCUUAGCGGGUUGACCAACUCGGUUGUCAAGGGCGUUAAUUUUCUGCGGAGUCAGAUGUGGACGCUGGCGGUUAUAUACUCGCACCAUGUCGACCUCGACGGGGUCUUUGUGAACAACACUGGGAACCGGGUGGAUAGCUCAAACACGGAUGGCGCGGAUACAAUUCGCUCGUCGCAUAUCAGCUUCAACAACUUCACCGUAUACAACGGCGACGACAGCAUUUCGUUCAAAGCCAACAGCACCGAUAUCACGCUCAAGAACUCGCACUUCCACAACGGCUUGGGCAUCGCCAUAGGCAGUAUUGGCCAGCUUAAUGACGAGUUUGAGACCGUCGAGAGGAUCAAGGUCGAGAAUGUGGUUUUCGAUAACACGCUCCAUGCGGUAUACUACAAAACCUGGACCGACGACCAGAACGGAUACCCUCCCAACGGCGGCGGCGGCGGACUGGGCUACGCAUCCAAUAUGCACUUCAACAACCUAACCACCACCUCCCUCCGCGGCUCUGCAGUCGCAAUCUCCCAAUGCACCCGCUUCAGCGGCGCCCCCGGCGACGGGAAUUGCACCAACUCCCAGUUCCAGAUCAGGGACAUCACGGUUGCAAACCUGAAGGGAACGACGGAGUCCUCGCGCGUCGCUAGUUUGCAGUGUAGUGGUGUUGCGCCGUGCACGAACCUUGGGCUUGUUGGGGUUGAUUUGGAGCUGGCGAAUGGGACCAAGGCGGAGGAGUAUCUUUGUGGGAAUGUUAAGAGGCCUAGGGGGUUUGAAUGUACUGGGGAGGUUUGUGAGGGAGGGAGUUCUACGGGGGAUAUGAUGCUCCUAUCCAUACUCACCCUCGCUACAGGGGCAUUCGCCUCCUGCUGGCGGAACUCGUCAUGCACGGGGCCCUCGUCACCCUCCUUCCCCGGCCCCUGGGACGCAAACAAUUACGCCCCAGACUCACGAUCCAUCCAGCCGAAAUCCAUUCUAUCUCUUCCAAACGGAGAAUACAUCUCGUCUUACCCAGACGACUCCACGCCUUUAUCAACCAGCGACAUAGGACUGGUAUUCGACUUUGGCAUUGAAGUCGGAGGGAUCCUUACAAUCGAGUAUACGGCAUCUAGGCCGAAUAUAACACUCGGCCUGGCAUUUACCGAGGCAAAGGACUAUAUAGGAAGAAAAUCUGAUAACUCAAAUGGCGGGACUGGCGCAGAUGGUGCUUUAUCUGCUACUCUGUCCGAGGGGGAGGGGCUGUAUACCAUGCCCGACGCGAAACUCCGCGGGGGGUUCCGAUACCUGACAUUAUUUCUAGAAGGAGAAGGUGAAGGGACUCUCACGAUCAAAAAUAUAACCCUGGAAAUAUCCUACCAGCCCACCUGGUCGAAUCUGCGCGCAUACCAGGGUUACUUCCACUCCUCGGACAGCCUUCUUAAUCGGAUCUGGUAUGCCGGCGCAUAUACCCUGCAGACGAACUCUGUUCCGAGGACAACGUGUCGGGCGUCGAUUAGUUCCGCGACGGGGUGGGCGAACGAUGCGGUUUGUGGGCCUGGGGAGACGCUGUUGCUUGACGGGGCGAAGAGGGAUCGGUGGGUGUGGAUUGGUGAUAUGGGGGUUGCGGUGCCGAGUGCGUCGGUUAGUACGGGGGAUUUAGAGAGUACGAAGAACGCGCUGCUGGCUAUUUGGGACAAUCAGACGCCGAGUGGGCUGUUGCCCAAGGCUGGGCCGCCGUAUCUGAAGGCGGAUAGUGACACAUAUCAUCUAUGGACGAUCAUCGGGACGUAUAACUACUUCCUGUUCUCCGAGGACGACGACUUUCUGUCUGAUAUCUGGCCGCGCUAUGUCAAGGCUCUGGACUACAGCAUCAGCAAGAUAACACCAGACGGCAUCAUGAAUGCCACCGAGACUGCGGACUGGGGCCGCUGGAACUAUGACACCCUCGCAAGUUCUGCAAACAUGCUUCUCUACCGCGCCCUCACCACCGCUGCAUUCCUAUCCCCCUACGCAGACCCCAACACACAAACAAACUACACAGCCCUCGCCUCCUCCCUGCGCACAUCUAUAAUCACAAACCUCUACGACCCCUCCUUCGGCGCCCUAAAAGACAGCCCCAACUCAACCCUCUACCCGCAAGACGCAAACAGCAUGGCGCUCGCCUUCUCCCUCUUCCCACCAAACAGCACCGCCGCCUCCAAAAUCUCCUCCUACCUAGUCUCAAACUGGACACCCAUAGGUCCUGCCAGCCCCGAACUCCCAGGAAACAUCUCCCCCUUCAUCUCCUCCAUAGAACUCGAAGCUCACUUUGCCACGGGAUACCCAGAGCGCGCACUCCAGCUCAUCCACACCCUCUGGGGGUGGUACAUCGACCAUCCCAACGGCACCGAAUCAACCGUUCCAGAGGGGUAUCUUGUUAAUGGAACAUGGGGAUACCGCGGUGACAGGGGGUACAGGUAUGACCCGACUUAUGUAUCUCACGCGCACGGAUGGAGCAGCGGGCCCACGUCGACAUUAACUGAAUAUGCCGUCGGAUUGCGUGUUACGAAGCCCCGUGGUGCGGAGUGGAGUUUGAAGCCGGCUACUUUUAGCUUUGAUGGGUUUGGUCAGGCGGAGGCAGGGUUUACGACUGGGUUAGGUAGGUUCAGGGCGGGCUUUGCUGUUGAGAAUGGGGAGGUGAGGGUGAGUUGGGAUACGCCGAGGGGGACGAGGGGGUGGGUUGAGCUUCCUGGAGGGAGAGGGAGAUGGGUUGAUGGAGGGAAGGGGAGUUUGGUGGUGUCUGUAUAGCCCGAUAAGGAAGGAUGAGGUGGAGUUGGGUUGGUCGUUCUUGCCUCGAACGACAAGCUACCAAGGAAGGAGCUACCAAGACUUAGAAAGAGGAAGGAACACCACCAUUAUUCUAAAUGCAGAAGGAACGACGUUGCUGUUGUUCCUUCCACAUACGGCCACUCCUGCGGAAUUGGUUGAGCCCUAAGUCUUACGACAAACCCAAAUGUGAAUGCACAACUUGGCACUUAAACGCAUACAUUCAAAGGUUAUAGCGCUUACUUCUACCUUCCUUCCCCGAAACCUUUGGCAUGGCAGUGAUGACUAUAUUGGCAGAGGUGAGACCACAUGGAGAGGGAGAGACAGCUGGAGUCACUACGCUGCUUAUCCAAGAUUUUUACAGUACAAAUUAACUAAAUAUAAUAUUUCAUAUGGAAUGGAUUGUCAAUUAUUAU
Molecule: messenger RNA, 3782 nt
Organism: Aspergillus versicolor CBS 583.65
Lineage: Eukaryota; Fungi; Ascomycota; Eurotiomycetes; Eurotiales; Aspergillaceae
Exons: 10
Coding region: 133-3348 (1071 amino acids)
Biological process (GO): carbohydrate metabolic process
Molecular function (GO): polygalacturonase activity
Source: RefSeq, a predicted model, not a curated record